CGAGGGGCUGGACUCUCAGCCAGAAUAACUCAACUCCACACGCAGCUAUGACUAAAUGUCUGGAGCCGCCGCCACAGGACAGAGACUCAGGCUGAUCCCGACUUCAGGAAGACGAGAAGCUUUGAGCGCAGCGCGGUUUACCCCUCGACUUCAGGACAGAAAGGAAAAGCUCCGAUUCUUGAGGUGGCUUCAUGUUGAUAUCUCAUGAGUCAUGAGUUCUCAGACGAGCUUUGGGAGCAACAUGCUGUUCCAGGCCAUGAACGAUGACCUGAGUGCAUCACUGGCUACAGCAGACGAGCUAUCCAAAGAGUUUGACUCUUUGCUGAAGGAGGCCUCCUCCUCCUCCUCCUCCACCACCACCACCAACAAGUCUGAGUCACAGGCCAUUUCCAGUAUCUCCAGAGAGCAGCCUCAGUCCACCUGGUUUUCCAGCACCACUAAGCAGGCCUCAGGUGGCAGCAGCAACGGCUCCUCCAGUUCUUCAACUUUCUCUUCAAGCUCAACAUCUUUCCAUCCCACUGUGUCUGUCAGCUCCAGCAAUAAUAAUGCGAGAUCGUCCCCCGUUUUCUCUGCCAGCCCGUCGUCCUCCCCAAAGCUCCAAAGAAGCGCCCACGCUCCACACCGAGUCGGAUCUGACAUCAAACCGCAAAGUUACAGCCAUUUAACUCAAAUCCCGAAGCAUAACACUUUACCUCGUUAUGACAGGAGCCCACGAGGCUCCAUUGGCUCCAUGGAUAGAAGCUCUGCCCCGAACCCCCCCGUGGCUAUUGCUUUGGACCCAUCUGCUUCAGUCCAGACCCCCAUCAACCUGCUCAGCCCUUAUGACAACAGCCAGAUGGGCCGCAGGUCACCUCGACCGGACAGAAGCCCUUCUCCGCUGGCUUUCAAUCAUCCGACGGCCAGCACGCUUCCUCGAAACUUCAGCACUUCCAGGCAACAAGACGAGGCUGCGCAACGGCAAAAGAGCCCCGGCAAGUGGAACGAGACAGAUCUGGACAUGUCUUAUGAAAGGAAGCCUCACAACACCUAUGACAAAACAGAUUGGCUGCGGCCAAUUGUGCCAAAUAGCAACUGGAGAGAAUCCAACCUCGAUGGCCCUCCUUCAGCUGCAAGUGCCAGAAAGGAUCGUUACUCUGCUCCCCAGUUUUCCAGUGGUUCCCUCCCCCGUAAUGCACGUAUAUCAGUACCACCAUUGCAAGCCCACUCCCCUUACCAGUCUCAUCCCAUCUCUCGCAUUUCAAUUCCUCCCAUUUCUACUCAGUCCCACCAGCAUAAACCCAUCCCUCUCUCUGUCAUCAUGCGCCUUCAAAACCCUUACUGGGGAGCAAUGUCAAUUCCCCAACCCAGAGGCUUUGGUGGAGAAAGUGACAUGUCACCUUACCAGCCCACCGUACCCAUCCACCAGCCUGUGCUUCAGCCACAGCUGCAGCCGCCUGAGCUGUGGCAGCCAGCUCUGUACAGUGAUGUGCUGAACCCAGGGGAUAUAGAUGCAGAGUUGGAGCAGCUCUAUAACCCUGUGAAGUUGGAGAACGCUGCCGUGUCUGAGGGUAGCGUGGAGGGCGAGGGCACCAUUCAGGAUCCUCCUCGGCCACUGAGCCCCACCAGGCUACAACCAGUGGUGGCCCCUGGGGCCCAGGCCCAAAGCCAGGCGAUCCCUAACAUAGAAGACGUGCUUGCCAUCAGGGCAGAAAUCCCCCGAGCCCUUAAGAGACGGGGUUCUGUGAACCUUUCAAAGCCCCUAAAGAAGCCCUUGAAUUACCAACCGAACCAGUACAAGCAUCUUAUCAACAAGCUCUUUCGCAAGAAGGACUAUUCUCAGAAGGUGGACAAAGGGAGUGAGAGCAGUGGGUCAUCAGACGGGGAGGAAAGCGCUUUGCCUCCUGCCCCGUUACCUGUACCUCCUACAUCCACAGCAGCUUCCCAAGACAAAAACUACCGUUCGAUUUUACGGCGGCCCAACCGGGAUCGCAAAAACACUGGAAGACGAGCUCGGCUCAGCCCGCUGGUGCUUCUGCUGGAUGGAGCUUUAGCCGGAGAUCUGGAGGCGGUGCAGAGAGCUGUCCAGGAGAUGAGUGACCCCAGCCAACCGAAUGAGGAAGGCAUCACUGCCCUUCACAAUGCUGUCUGCUUUAGACAUCAUGAUGUGGUGGAUUUCCUGGUUCGCAUUGGAGUUAAUGUCAGUGCGCCUGACAGCCAUGGCUGGACUCCGCUUCAUUGUGCAGCCUCUUGUAAUGACCGUCCUCUCUGUGAGUUUUUGGUAAGGAAUGGAGCUGCUGUCAUGGCCAUUACAGAACGAGACCGAGCUACCGCCUCCCAGAAGUGUGACCCUUACACUGCUGGAUAUGAGGACUGUGAGAGCUUCCUGAGGGGUAUGGAGGAGGCCAUGGGAGGGGAUAACAGCGGAGUGCUUUACGCUUUGUGGAGCUAUCCAGCUCAGGCAGCAGAUGAGCUGAGCUUUAAAGAAGGAGACAUGGUUACCAUCCUGCAGAAACCUGAAGGGUCAGACUGGUGGUGGGCCUCACUGUGUGGCAGGGAGGGGUUUGUUCCCAACAACUACUUUGGGCUUUUCCCAAAGGUUCGGCCAAAGUCUCUGUGUUAAGCAGUCUGUGGAUCAUCAGCCCUGACCAACGAGAACCUUCUCAGGAGUCUGUAUGAUUCUGAGAAGGUCACAGAGCUGGAAAACAUCUUUGAUCUGUCAGUGAAGGCUGUACUGACAAGGAUAACUCUUUGUAGUGACUGUGCUGUAGGAUAUUUAUGUGAAACAGAGCUCUAUAACCGAGCUCGGCAGGUUUGGUUACAAAGGGCUCAUCUUCCAUGUUGUUCUGCUCGGCUGACGUUCUGACUCGAAUGGUUACUAAUCAGACCGCAAACAUCAGCAGGGUCAGUGUAGCUCUAUGCUGCACUCACAGGAAAAUCUCAUUACUGAUGCCAUCAAAGAAGCAUCGCAGGGAAAACGAGCAGUUAGGAGUUAGUAUGGAAGUGUUAAUAUUACAUAAUAAAUAUUACUCAGAUGUCUUUGCAAAUAUCUUCUCAGAUAUUAGUGUUAGGAUUCAAGGAUUCAUUCUCUCUGUAUACAGUGAACCUCAAUAACAACCACAUUCAUGACAUAUAUGAGAUUUUUAUUUUAUUUCUUUCAGGAGUCAUGUUCUCCUGCCAGUAGGGAUGGAGGUAGUAGGUUUCCCAUAGUGUUUUUAACCAAACAGGAAUUCCCCAGUAUUUUCUUCUUGCCUUCAGUUUUUAUGCUGACUAUAUAAGUUUACCUUUUUUGAAAGAGUGUGUGUUUUCUGGGGCAGUGAAGUGUGUGUGUGUGUGUGUGUGUGUGUGUGUGUGUGUGCGUGUGUGUGUGUGUGUUAUCAGUGGUUGUUUCCAGUUUUCUUUGUUGCGGGGACCUCUGUGCAUUUAACCUUUAGGUGUGUAGUUCUUCAGCACACGCAGUGAUCAGAUGUUUAAGUCGUGAAUAGACGAUGAGUCCUUCACUGUUUGGAUUUUCACUCAAAUCAUGAGCUGUAUUUGUUUGCUGCGUAAAAUAAAAUUCUGAAAUGUGCCGUACUGACCAACAGAGGGC
Molecule: messenger RNA, 3565 nt
Organism: Archocentrus centrarchus (flier cichlid)
Lineage: Eukaryota; Metazoa; Chordata; Actinopteri; Cichliformes; Cichlidae
Gene: ppp1r13l
Product: protein phosphatase 1, regulatory subunit 13 like
Exons: 13
Coding region: 212-2599 (795 amino acids)
Biological process (GO): positive regulation of cell differentiation; regulation of transcription by RNA polymerase II
Molecular function (GO): transcription factor binding
Source: RefSeq, a predicted model, not a curated record